Messenger RNA from Penicillium antarcticum, 1140 nucleotides. RefSeq names its product Rad1/Rec1/Rad17 family repair protein. The coding region runs from base 1 to 1140 and encodes 379 amino acids. Gene Ontology annotation, cellular component: checkpoint clamp complex. The record is from RefSeq and is a predicted model, not a curated record. The transcript has a single exon. Gene Ontology annotation, biological process: DNA damage checkpoint signaling; DNA repair. Lineage: Eukaryota; Fungi; Ascomycota; Eurotiomycetes; Eurotiales; Aspergillaceae.
AUGGAGCCCUUAUUCUCUGGCAUCUCCAACAACGCCCAUCACCUCUACUCACUACUCUCCUGCAUUGGCUUCGCGCCCAAAGCCACCGUCCAAAUCACCCCCGAUGGUCUCCGCUUCUCAGUAGAAGAAGGCCGCGUGAUCCAAGGACUAGCCUUCCUGGACAAAUCCCUCUUCACAAGCUACACAUUCAAUGCGCCUUCAGACACAGAAGCAGACACCAAUGAAUCCUCCCAAAAUGUGACCUACCCCCACUUCGCUGUGUCAAUCGCAGCCCUCCUCGAAACACUCAAAAUCUUCGGCAUAAACGAAAUCACAGAACCAAAUCGCGAAAAAAGUAUCACACAGUUCUCAGGCGCCUUCAACGCCCCAGCCCUCCUAAUGGACCGCUCCUGCACACUCCAAUACGCCCAACACGGCAGCCCACUCAGCAUAACAAUAACAGAAGCAGGCGUGAAAACAACCUGCGAACUAGUAACCUACGAACCAGAAGAAGACGAAUCGGACAUCCCCCUCCAACGCGAAGCAAUAAUAAUGAAAAUAAUCAUGCGCUCCGCCUGGCUCCACAACGCAAUCGCCGAACUAGACUCCUCCUCGCCAACAAUCCUCAAAAUAUCCGCCUGCGCAAAGUCAGAACCAUACUUCGCGCUUUCCGGCGCAGGAGGCCCAUUCAGCGAAUCAACUGUUGAAUUCUCCGUCGACACCCAAAACGAAAUAACAAACGGCGGCGGUGGCACUACCCAGAAUACCACAGCCCCCUCCCAAAAGAUCCUAACAGACGACGGAUCCUCACGCGCACGCGCAACACGCGCAAAACUCGCGCCGACUGUCACAGAGACAUUCCUCGUAUCGCCGCCGAGCUCAAUGGGCGAGCGAAUCCGGCAGAAUUACCGAUUCGCACUUGUUCGGAAGGCAGCGCGUGCGAUGUCUGUUGCGAAUAAGGUUAGUAUUCGCGGGGAUCGGCAGGGGGUGCUUAGUUUGCAGUUUAUGGUUGAGUUGGAAGAUGGAAAUGGGGGUGUAGGGAGGCCUGUUGGUGCUGGGGUUCGGGGGCCCAGCGGACCUGUUUGUUUUGUUGAUUUUCGGUUUGUGCCAUUGCUUGAUGAGGAGGAGGUUGAGAUGUCUUUGGAUGCUGCUGUUGAGUAG